Molecule: messenger RNA, 975 nt
Organism: Stylophora pistillata
Lineage: Eukaryota; Metazoa; Cnidaria; Anthozoa; Scleractinia; Pocilloporidae
Product: neuropeptide SIFamide receptor-like
Biological process (GO): G protein-coupled receptor signaling pathway
Cellular component (GO): plasma membrane
Molecular function (GO): G protein-coupled receptor activity
Source: RefSeq, a predicted model, not a curated record
AUGAAUAACACACAGCCACCAAGCUGCAUUAAUCCCACAGCAGAAAAGAUUGGAAAAACUUCUUCUUAUUUCCUCAUAUUUUUUGUUUCUCUGAUUGGAAAUAUCCUUAUCGGAGUGAUUGUCUUCAGGACGCCGACCAUGAGAAAGCCCAUCAACUUCUUCAUCGUGAACAUGGCCAUGUCCGAUCUGCUCUUCCCGUUGUUCCAGUUUCCACGGACUGUAACAGAGCUGUACGUCGACACUUGGAUGAUCAGAGGUCCUUUUGGCAUGGCUUUGUGUAAAAUAGUUCCAUUUCUUGGAAUUGUUUCUGCUCUCGUGUCGAUUCAGAGCCUGGUACUGAUAGCAGUGGAUCGAUUUGGUGCAGUGUUUUUUCCUCUCCGUUGCCCACUCUCCAGUUCAAAGCUUUGCGGACUCCUCAUUCUCGCUACUUGGGUUAUCGCCAUGCUUGUAAUGUGGCCAAACAUGUCCUCUUAUAAACUAGUCGAGUCUCCAGAAGGGCUGGCGUGCAAGCGGCAGUGGGAAGAAACCUUUGGAGAAUCCUUCUCGUUUAACAACUACAUUUUAGCAAUGUUUGUUGCGUUCAGUUAUGUUCCGCUAAUUGCGAUUGCCAUACUUUACCUGACGAUUCUCUUGAAGCUUAGGUCCCAGUCUCACAAGAUUCGAGACGUGCAAUCGGUCAACGCAGGAGAAAUACGCGCAAGAAGGGAGCAAAAUGUACUGAAAAUGUCCAUUGCGAUCGUUUUGACAUUUGCAAUAUGCUGGCUGCCACUCAGUAUCUACUUUGUAAUGAUCUUAUUUUCACUGAACAGCUCCAUGCUAAGGUCUUGUGGCUUCCAAUACUUUAACGCUGUUGUAUUUUUCGUGUGGCAUUCCAACUGUGCUAUAAACCCUUGCAUCUGUUUUAUCUAUGCCGGAAAAUUCCGUCAAGGUUUUAAAAAUAUCUUUAGUUGCCUUUUCUCAAGCCAACGGGUGUAA